Messenger RNA from Arctia plantaginis, 333 nucleotides. The record is from the annotation of a GenBank genome assembly. NCBI's taxonomy places the organism in Eukaryota, Metazoa, Arthropoda, Insecta, Lepidoptera, Erebidae.
AUGUCGCUCAUUCCAUACAUGUACGACUUUGAGAGGCCUUUUCGCAUGAUGGAGAGGGAAUUCUUCAGACCAAACGACUUUUUCGGCUAUUCUCCGUUCAACCAGCUGAUGCCACGAGAAUUCUUCGGUCCUUCUUUCUACGGGCACAGGGACAACGUCUUCAGACCAUUGGAGAAAAUUUUAGAGCCAAUGGAACAAAUGUCGGCUGCCAUGAAUCGACUAGCGGUUCUUGCUAUGCCUUCCAUAGGAGAACGUAUAGUGCCAAUAACACACACAGGACCCGUGCAGAAGCAGCUGGGGGCUCCGGAUUCCGUGAGUGAAGAAACAAAAUAA